Molecule: messenger RNA, 1479 nt
Organism: Callorhinchus milii (elephant shark)
Lineage: Eukaryota; Metazoa; Chordata; Chondrichthyes; Chimaeriformes; Callorhinchidae
Product: protein phosphatase 1 regulatory subunit 12A-like
Exons: 10
Coding region: 155-1465 (436 amino acids)
Cellular component (GO): cytoplasm; A band; Z disc
Molecular function (GO): phosphatase regulator activity; protein binding; enzyme inhibitor activity
Source: RefSeq, a predicted model, not a curated record
CGCGCGGCGGCGGUUGGUUUGGUGCGCGUGCGCCUGCGCGCCGACGGACGGACGAACGGCCAGGGCAGGGGUUGGCGGAGGGGGCGAGCGAGAGAGAGAGAGAGAGAGGGGGUGGGGAGGGGGGGGCGAGAGGAGAGCGUUCCCGGGAGGGAAGAUGGCGGAGGACCGAAGGCGAGCGGAUAACGCCAAGCAGCGGCGGGGAGAGCAGCUGAAGCGCUGGCUGGGCUCGGAGACUGACCUCGAGCCCCCCGUGCUGAAGAAGAAAAGGAAGAGCAGGGUCAAGUUCGACGACGGCGCCGUGUUCUUGGCGGCGUGCUCGAGCGGCGACACCGAGGAGGUGAAGCGGCUGCUGGACCGCGGGGCGCUCGUCAACUACGCCAAUGUGGACGGGCUGACAGCGUUGCACCAGGCUUGCAUAGAUGAAAACCUCGACAUGGUGAAGUUUUUGGUGGAGCAUGGCGCAGACACCAAUCAGCCAGAUAACGAGGGCUGGACCCCGUUGCAUGCUGUGGCAUCCUGUGGAUACAUAAAUAUAGCUGAGUAUUUAAUAAAUAAUGGAGCCAAUGUUGCUGCUGUUAACAGCGAAGGAGAAAUUCCAUCUGAUAUUGCAGAGGAAUCAGCAAUGAAAGACCUUUUACAACAAGAAAUCAGUAGGCAAGGAAUUGAUGUUGAAGCUUCAAGGAAAGAAGAAGAGCACAGAAUGCUCCAGGAUGCUAGGCAGUGGUUAAAUAGUGGUAAAAUAGAAGAUCUAAAGAAUUCAAAAUCAGGUGGAACGGCUCUGCAUGUGGCUGCUGCAAAAGGCUACCUAGAGGUUUUGAAGCUGCUGAUACAGGCUGGAUAUGAUGUAAAUAUCAAGGACAAUGAUGGCUGGACUCCACUCCAUGCAGCUGCCCAUUGGUGCAAAGAAGAAGCUUGUAGGAUCCUCGUGGAGAGUCUUUGUGACAUGGAUGUUGUUAAUAAAGUGGGCCAAACUCCAUUCGAUUUAGCAGAUGAAAGUAUUGUUGAGCAUUUAGAGGAACUGCAGAAGAAACAGAACAUUCUUCGCACUGAGAAACGAGCUGUGCGGUCAACGUUAAUUGAGUCAACUGUGAACUGCAAACCACACUUAAGUAAAGACAAUCUACUUUCCGAAGAGAAGGAAAUGAAGCACAAAUCGCUUGAGCCAGAAAAGCCUGAUGAAGUGGAAGAGAGCAAAAAAGAUGAAUCGAGUAGUUCCAGUUCUGAGGAAGAUGAUGAUGGCUCUGAUUCUGAAUCUGAAGCAGCUACAGAAAAAAUGAAGUCGACUGCUAAAAAUAAUAUAAACAGCAAACUGAACAGCAGCAACUCACAGCUAGCCACCACGGUAGGGCAGUUUGCUCGAUAUACAGCUCCUACAGCAAGAAAGGUGAUUAGCCCUUUCAUUAAACCUACUGCCAAAGAGGAGGAAGUAAGGAUGAGUCUCCAGCAUCUUGGAGACUGGGUCUGAGAAAAACAGGGAGC